This is a messenger RNA of Lontra canadensis (Northern American river otter), 2070 nucleotides long. RefSeq names its product protein phosphatase 1 regulatory subunit 15A (gene PPP1R15A). The transcript is spliced from 3 exons. Bases 177 to 1985 code for a protein of 602 amino acids. Gene Ontology annotation, cellular component: protein phosphatase type 1 complex; endoplasmic reticulum. Gene Ontology annotation, biological process: response to endoplasmic reticulum stress. The record is from RefSeq and is a predicted model, not a curated record. Gene Ontology annotation, molecular function: protein phosphatase regulator activity. NCBI's taxonomy places the organism in Eukaryota, Metazoa, Chordata, Mammalia, Carnivora, Mustelidae.
CUACGUUGCGACAGUGCUCGCCCCCGCAGGUGAUAACCUGAAUCCCCGAGCCCGGCACCGGAGGGCGAGAUGAACGCGCUGGCCUCCCGAGUCGUCCAGAUCUGCGAUCGCUGGUGGCAACCCGAGCCGGCCCUCCUGCCCCCAGGGUGAGGUGCAGCCCCGAGUCGCCCAGACAGAUGGCCCCAGGCCAAGUGCCCCAUCAUUGUGCCUCCUGGAGGGAAACCUACCCCUUUUUCCUUCUGUCCCCACUGAUGGGCCUUCUCAGCAGGGCCUGGAGCCACCUGAGGGGCCCAGGACCUCCAGAACCCUGGCUGUUGGAACCAAUAACCGAAGCCGAUCAGGGAGAAGCUGGCCUGGGGGGAGAAGCCAAGACAUUUCUGGCCACCUGCCAUGCCCCCUGGGUCAGGAACUUUCAAGGGGAGACUGGAGACAGUGGAGCAGCUGAGGAGGAUGGAGAAGCAUUUUGGGAGGCCUGCCAUGAUUUAAAAGCCAACCGUUCUCCUCUUAAAGCCUGGGAACUUUCAGAAGAUGACGACGAAAAGUGUGGUGGGGACCAAGCAGCCAGUGUCCCUAAAGAGCAAGGAGGUGAAUUUAGAAAUGGCCAGCCUGCUCCCCUGUCCCCCAGCCUUCUAAGAACCCUGCAAGAACCUCGUGGAGAGGAGCCAUCUGUGGAAGGAGGAGCUGCUGAAGAUGAAAUGGUCACGUUCUUCUCUUUUCCUCCAUCACUCUGGGAGUGUGGUCCAGGGGAGGAGGAGGAAGAAGAAGCUGUACACAAAGAAGCUGCCAGAACACCUACUGCCCCUUUAUCCCCGGGAUCCAAGCCCAAAGCUCAGGUGUACUGUGCUGGAGAGGAAGGGGUUCAAGCCACAGAAGAAGAAAGAACAGAGAACAGAGAAGUCAGAAAGAGCUGUGUUUCCCCCUCAUCUUCAGGCUUUCACCCCUGGGCCUGGGAGUGGUGUUCAGGAGAGGACACAGAGGAAGAAGAUGAGGACAGUGAUACAGGACCAGCUGAGGAGGAGGGAGAAGCUGAGGAUCCUUGUUCCGUCCCAUCCACAAGUGCCUUCAUGAGGGCCUGGGUGUAUCGACCAGGAGAGGACACAGAGGAGGAAGAUGAAGAAAGUGAUACGGGACCAGCUGAGGAGGAGGGAGAAGCUGAGGGUCCCUGUUCUAUCCCAUCCACAAGUGCCCUCGUGAGGGCCUGGGUGUAUCGACCAGGAGAGGACACAGAGGAGGAAGAUGAAGACAGUGAUACGGGACCAGCUGAGGAGGAGGGAGAAGCUGAGGCCACAGAUACGUUCUCAAGGGCCUGGGUAUAUAGACCAGGAGAGGACACAGAGCAGGAAGAGGAUUCAGAAGCCCCUCACUCUGAGCCAAGUCCCUCCCUUCAAGCUCAGGGCACCCUCCACAGGGGCUGGACAUACCGGCCUAGAGAGGACGACACGGAGGCAGGGGCAGUUGCUGAGGAGCGGGGAGAAGCUGAGCCCUGCCCCUUCCGAGUGGCCAUCUAUUUACCUGGAGAGAAGCUGCCACCUCCGUGGGCUCAUCCUCAGCUGCCCCGCCGGCUGCGGAGGCGACUGAAGCCCACAGAAACCCCCACCUGGCAUCCAGACCCUGAGACGCCCCUACAGUCGCGAAAGGUUCGCUUCUCUGAGAAGGUCUCUGUCCAUCUCCUGGCUGUCUGGGCAGGACCGGCCCAGGCCGCCCGCCGGGGACCCUGGGAGCAGCUCGCCCGGGAUCGCAGUCGCUUCGCCCGGCGGAUCGCCCAGGCCCAGGAGCAGCUGGGCCCCUGUCUCACCCCUGCCGCCCGGGCCAGGGCCUGGGCCCGCUGCGGGAAUCCUACUUCCCUUCUGGCCGCCACACCUGCUGCCCCCCAGAUCUUACCACUGUCCUCCAUCCAGGCCACACCCUUGAGCCAAGUUGGGGCAUCUCCCCCCACUCCUGUGUCCCCAUCUCCUUGCCUGGACCUCAGUGGGAGGUGUGGCUAAGAUCACGGAGUUCUGUGUUUCUACUAGUUAUUUAUUUUUGUGUGUCGUUUUAUAAUAAGAAAUAAAACUUGCUGAUUUGUAACAA